CGAGCACUCCGACGUGACCAUUUAGAAAGGGCGUUUAUUUCGUUUUCUUUCUGUUCCGGUGUUACACUCCGGGUUACAUACGCUUCCUAGCAUUUCGAGACAAGCUGCUAUCCAGUUGAUCAAUGAGUAAUUAAAUCUCCCGCAUCAACUACAAAAGGCUGCAUGAGUGGGCCGUCGUUCACCUCACCCCCCGCCGAGGCGGCGGAGAUCAACCGUAUCCAUUAUGAGUUGGAGUACACGGAGGGCAUCAGCCAGCGGAUGCGCAUCCCGGAGAUCCUCAAGGUUGCCCCGGAAAACCAAAGUGGUUCUCUGCCACUGCAGCAACUCCUGCACACCCAUCCGACUCUGAUGCAGGUUCCUGACAGAAUUGUCGUAGCAGGUGAUGAUGGGGAUCCUCAGUUCUCUUGUCCGAGAGACUUGGAUUUGAUUCAGUCCAUUCCUGCCAUGGAGCUCCUGGACAUGAAAGCUCCGCCACGUGUUCUCACGCUGUCAGAACAGCCACUGGACUCCUUGGAAACGGAUCAAAUAAACAAGAGCAACCCCAGUCAAGCAGUUCAUUCUCGAUCACGAAAGGAACGCAGUGCCAGUGAAUUUAUAUCUGCUCGCCAUAGCAGUCAGAUUGUCAGAGGUGAUGUAAGUGUAACACCCUCACCUUCUGCCCCACUAGUCCGCAUGUGUCCCCCUCUGUGCUCCCCCGAGGACGCAAAUGUUAACUUAUUCACAGCGGCAGGCUUCCUGGCUUACAUCCAGUCCACUACACGCCGGGCCUACCAACAGGUCCUUGAACUCCUAGACGACAGCCACCGCAGGACACACCUGGAUCUUGCCUUGGAUAUGAACCCUGAUGAGUCAGGUUUAAUAGAUGCCUCUUCGUUGCGCCGACAAAUUGUGAAGCUAAAUCGGCGUCUACAAAUGCUGGAGGAAGAAAACAAGGAACGCUCCAAGCGAGAGGUGGUCUUAUAUUCUGCCACUGUUGCAUUCUGGCUGAUCAACACCUGGGUUUGGUUCCGCCGCUAAAAAAAAACAAGAUGAGAGCGUCACCCAAAACUAAUGGAGCCAAAGUGAUAUCUUAUUAAUGUCAAUUUAGAGAUUCACUUUAAACCUCUAAAGGCAACCACAGAAAUCAACUGCAUUCCAUCCCACACUUUAUGGGAAAUUCUUGAAAUUCACAUUUCAUAAUGUGCGUCCAACACCAGCGCUGCUUUUGCUUUGUGUUCUCAGGUUAAUAUUAUUUUUUCAAGUGGGGAAAGUGUGAUUAUGCUGCAUGCAUCCAAGUAGAAAUAUUUGGAUCUCUUUUGCCAAGUGAUACAUGUGCAGUCGUUUUACCAUACGUGUUACUUUUUCUUUGCAAGUCAUUUACACUGUUCAGUCAAAAAAAAAUCUAUAUUUGUUGCCAAAAAUAGAAAACGAGGUAAGAUUUUACUUUGGCAACAGAUGCUUUGGGAACCCAGACCAGAGGUGGAAGUACAGUAAAUAAAUACUCUUAAAGUGUCAAAGUAAGGAUGGGGAGGGGGUAAUAUCAUGCUAAAAUAAGGAUGCCAUAAGAUGUAUGUUGAAUGUUCGGUGAGUUCUGUUUUACCCAAACAUCCAUGUACAGUAGUGAAAUUGUUAAAUGCUUGUAAAUGAUGAGGUAAUUACUUUUUGUUUAAUGUUUUUGGUAAUUACAUGACCAGUUCAUGGGUACAAUGUAUGUAUGCAUUCUCUUGAGUUGUUGAAACUUGCGUUCAAAACCUUUUUCCCACAAUAUGAAUAGAUGCUACCUUUUUUUUUUCUUCUUUCCAAAUAGACUAGUCAUAGAGCUGUUGUUUCUGUAAUGGUGUGUUUCUGGAUGUUUAUGGAAAAUCUAGAUAUCAAUGUAUUUAAUUGUAUUUAUUGCAGAUUUAUUAAUAUUGAGGCUAUUUUUUCUUAUCUGUGUAUCAUAGAU
Syngnathus acus (greater pipefish) is the source of this 1924-nucleotide messenger RNA. RefSeq names its product mitochondrial fission factor homolog A-like. Gene Ontology annotation, biological process: positive regulation of mitochondrial fission. The transcript has 7 exons. The record is from RefSeq and is a predicted model, not a curated record. Bases 163 to 1017 code for a protein of 284 amino acids. NCBI's taxonomy places the organism in Eukaryota, Metazoa, Chordata, Actinopteri, Syngnathiformes, Syngnathidae. Gene Ontology annotation, cellular component: peroxisome; mitochondrial outer membrane.